This is a messenger RNA of Verticillium dahliae VdLs.17, 3717 nucleotides long. Its product is annotated as condensin. The record is from RefSeq and is a predicted model, not a curated record. The transcript has 3 exons. The coding region runs from base 1 to 3717 and encodes 1238 amino acids. Lineage: Eukaryota; Fungi; Ascomycota; Sordariomycetes; Glomerellales; Plectosphaerellaceae. Gene Ontology annotation, molecular function: histone binding. Gene Ontology annotation, biological process: meiotic chromosome condensation; mitotic cell cycle; mitotic chromosome condensation. Gene Ontology annotation, cellular component: nucleus; condensed chromosome, centromeric region.
AUGGCCAUGGAGUCCAUUACCUUCGAUAUUAACGAGGCUCUGAAACACUACAUGAGCGACCCGGCCUCGAUCCCAACGCCAGAGGCUGACGGGGCCCUCUUUGACUGCGAAAAUGAGCCGGACGCGCUGACGAAUGCGGUCAUCGACCCUGUCCUCAACCCCAUUGUCGAUGCUGUCGCCGAGAACCCCGAGGCCAUCACGCGCGCCUCGUACAUGGACUCGCUGCAGUUCCUCCUAAAGUGUGCACCCAUCUCCCCCGGUCAAUCUGUCUUUCCCUCCUCUUCUGAACCCCCUUCCUCUUCCGCUUCUUCCUCCGCCGCCGGCCGGCCCCCUUCGAAUGAUACAGUUUCUGAGCUAUUCAAUCUUUCCAGAUAUACCUCUUACCUCCCGACUCAUGCAUUGAGCAAACUCUUCGAUCUCGUCAUGUCCGGCCUCGCCGCCGAGGCUGACGCGAUACUUCACGACCUCGAGUCUCCCGACGACCAGGAGACCCUCGCCCACCACAAGCACCUGCUCGAGGUCUACGGCUUCUUGCUGCAGUGGACCGUUGCCGCCGUCGAGACAAAGGCCGCCGAGAAGUCAUCCGCUCAGCCCGUCGCGCGCGGCCGUGGCAAGCCCAAGAAGAAUGCGCCCAAGGGCCAGGAGGCCGUGUGGGACUCUUCGGCACAGCUGCAGGCUGCUCUUGACACUAUGUGCAAGGUGCUCAAGCUUAAGCUGUCGAAGAUCUUCUUGACGACCUCAGAGCGCGACACUUUCAUUGGCCUUCUGACGAGGCCAGUCUAUCUCGUACUUGAGAGCGAGCAGCGCGUCAAGAGCACGUCCAUUCGCAUGCACGCCUUCAAGGUCCUCUGCAUGGCCGUCAAGCACCACGGUCAUGGAUAUGCCGCGCAAAUCAACAUUGUGCAAAACCUGACCUACUUCGAGCACCUUUCAGAGCCCAUGGCUGAGUUCCUGCAUAUCCUUGCCGAGACAUACGACUACCCUCAGCUGGCCGACGAGAUUUUGCGCGAACUCAGUAACAAGGAGUUCAACAGCAACGACACGAAGGGCCCCAAAUCCGUAUCCCAAUUCAUCGUCAAGCUCUCGGAGUUGGCGCCGCGACUGGUGAUCAAGCAGAUGACAAUGCUGGCUAAGCAGCUCGAUAGCGAGUCCUAUACCCUGCGUUGCUCCCUCAUUGAGGUUUGUGGCAACAUGGUCGCGCAUCUCAGCCGUCAGGAGGAACGUGGCGAGAACCACAAGUCACAGCUCAAUGCGUUCUUUGAUGUCCUAGAGGAGCGUUUCCUCGACAUCAACCCCUACUGCCGAUGCCGCGCCAUCCAGGUGUACGUCAAGAUCUGCGACCUCGAGCAAAAGUUCCCUAAGCGAAGGCAAAAGGCCGCCGAGCUAGCCUGCCGCAGCCUUGAGGACAAGAGCAGCAACGUCAGGCGUAAUGCCAUCAAGUUGCUCGGCGCGCUGAUCAAGACACACCCUUUCACUGUCAUGCACGGCGCACAGCUGUCUCGCAAGGAGUGGCAGGCACGUCUUGACAAGGUUGACGAGGAGCUGAAUGCGCUGCAGCCGCCCGAGGGGGCGCCUGGUCUCGGUGAGAACGCGAACACGACUGUCGACCCUGAGCUCCUGGACGACGCCACGCAGGUGCCAGAGUCGCCGCAGAAGAAGCCCGCUCCCACAAUGACGGAUGAAGAGAGGUUUGCUGCCGUACAGAAGGCACGCGAGGAGGCUGCCACAUCGGAGGCUAUUGAAAAGCUUGGCCUGACCAAGAGAUACUAUAGCGAAGCUCUCAAGUUCAUUGACGUCCUUCACGAGGCCACCGGAACCAUCUGCCAGCUCCUCGGCUCCAGGAACAAGAGCGAGGUUAUCGAGGCUAUGGAUUACUUUGAGGUCGGCGACGCCUACAACAUUGAGCAGAACAAGGUGGGCAUCCGCAGGAUGCUGCGUCUCAUCUGGACCAAAGGCAACAGCGACGAAGGCAAGGGUGUGCAGACUCAUCUGAUUGACUGUUACAAGAGGCUCUUCUUCGAAGCUCCUGAGUCAUUCAGUCCCAACGACGCCGCCAACUACAUUGCGCGCAACAUGAUCAGUCUGACAUUUGGCGCUUCGCCUGCCGAGCUCACUUCUCUCGAGCAGCUGCUGGCUACCAUGAUGAAGGGUGGUCUCAUUCCCGACUUUGUCAUUGCGAAACUGUGGCAAGUCUAUGGUGUUCAGAAGCGAGAGAUUUCGCGGACCCAACGCCGUGGUGCCAUCAUUGUGCUGGGCAUGCUGGCUACAGCCAACCCAGAAAUCGUCGUUGGCGAAAUGGAAACCAUGCUUCGUACCGGUUUGGGUGCACACGGAAGGGCAGACCUUCAGCUUGCCAAGUUUACUUGCAUCGCGCUGCGCAGGAUCAAUCCGACAGGGCGCCAGGCCAAAGACUCACUCAUCACGUUCUCUCGCCUGCCGAAUGACCACGCCGUCUUGGGGAAGCUCGCAGCUAUCACUGAGGUUCCGUCCGAGAGCAAAGAAUGGUACGGCAUGACAGAGCAAGCUAUCAACGCCAUUUACUCCAUCUCGAAGCACCCUGACAUUCUGUGUUCCGACAUCAUUCGGAGGAAAACAAGGCAGGUGUUCUCACCACAAUCACGUCCGAGCUCGCGCGACGAGACGCAAACGAUGACCCAAGGGGUCGAUGCUGACGGAAAUCAAACUGUAUUUGCGCAGCAGCCGAAGAAGCGGGAUGCUGCCAUCGGCCUCUCACAACUUCUAUUCAUUGUUGGCCAUGUUGCCAUCAAGCAAAUUGUGCAUCUCGAACUCUGCGAACUUGAUUUCAAGCGUCGGAAGCAGGAUCUUGAGAAGGAUAAGACUGCGAAGGCCGACCCGGCCGCCAAGAAAGACAAGACAGAAGAGCCAGAUGAUCUGGACCUCAUCGGCGGAACAACGGAAGAUGAUUUUACAGAAGCCAUGGCGCAUAUUCGCGAGCGGGAGCUCCUCUUUGGCUCGAAUGCUCUGCUGGCGCAGUUUGGCCCCUUGGUUUCUGAAAUUUGCGCCAACAACACGACAUACGCAGACAAGGGUCUCCAGGCGGCGGCUACGCUGUGUCUGGCCAAGCUGAUGUGCGUCAGCUCCGAGUAUUGCGAGGCGAACCUCCCUCUCCUCAUUACCAUCAUGGAGCGGUCCACAGACGCAACGGUCCGGUCCAACGCUGUGAUCGCGCUCGGUGACAUGGCUGUGUGCUUCAACCACCUGAUCGACGAAAACACCGACUUCCUUUACCGUCGUCUUGCCGACAGCGACCAGUCCGUCAAGCGUACGUGUCUCAUGACUCUUACCUUCCUCAUCUUGGCAGGGCAGGUCAAGGUCAAGGGUCAGCUCGGCGAAAUGGCAAAGUGUCUCGAAGACGAGGACAGACGCAUCGCCGACCUGGCGCGCAUGUUCUUCACCGAGCUCAGCACCAAGGACAAUGCCGUUUACAACCACUUUGUCGAUAUGUUUAGCCUGCUUUCAGCCGAGAAGGGCCUCGGCGAGGAAAGUUUCCGUCGCAUUGUGCGUUUCCUGCUCGGGUUCGUCGAGAAGGACAAGCACGCACGACAGCUGGCCGACAAGCUGGCGGCGCGUCUGGCGCGCUGCGAAACGGAGAGGCAGUGGAACGAUGUCGCAUUCGCGCUGGGCUUGCUGCCGCACAAGAACGAGGAGAUCGCAAGGGUUGUGGGCGAGGGCUUCAAGCUCGUGCAGGUAGCGUGA